Molecule: messenger RNA, 4498 nt
Organism: Cheilinus undulatus (humphead wrasse)
Lineage: Eukaryota; Metazoa; Chordata; Actinopteri; Labriformes; Labridae
Product: monocarboxylate transporter 2-like
Exons: 5
Coding region: 100-1542 (480 amino acids)
Biological process (GO): transmembrane transport; monocarboxylic acid transport
Cellular component (GO): membrane
Molecular function (GO): monocarboxylic acid transmembrane transporter activity
Source: RefSeq, a predicted model, not a curated record
GUGACACGUGACUGUGCGUCAACUAAAUUAGCGACGGCAGACUGAAACUUAGGCUAAAGUUUGUAGGGACAGUCUGGGAAGACGCUCAAUGAGAGGAACAUGUCUCCUGCUCCAGCAGCUCCGUUGGAGUUCAAACCCCCUGAUGGCGGCUGGGGCUGGAUGGUGGUGAUUGGUGCCCACAUUUCCAUUGGAUUUGCCUAUGCAACACCUAAAGUCCUCUCCAUUUUCUUCAAAGAGAUCCAGGAAGACUUGGGAGCUAGUUCCAGUGAAAUAGCAUUGAUUUCCUCAAUCAUGCUAGCUGCGAUGUAUGCAGGCGGACCAGUGAGCAGCGCCAUGGUCAAUCGCUUUGGAAGCCGGCCAAUAGUUAUACUAGGUGGACUGAUGUGUGGAGUCUCUAUGGUGUCUGCUUCUUUUGGGAACAACAUCGUAUAUCUCUACUUUUGGAUUGGUGUCAUUGGAGGUUGUGGGCUCUCCUUGAACCUAAAUGCAUCUCUCAUCAUCAUCAGCAAGUACUUCCUGAAGAGGCGACCUCUAGCUAAUGGACUAGCCAUGGCUGGGAGUCCGGUGUUCCUGUGUGUCCUGGCCCCUUUUAACCAAUUUUUACUGAUAAAUUUUGGAUGGAGAGGAAGUCUUCUCGUUCUUGGAGGCCUGAUGCUUCAUUGUUGUGUAGCUGGGGCCCUGAUGAGGCCUGUGACUCGGCCUAUAAAGCCCUCUGCUCAUGCACUAGAGAACGCCGUGGAGGAACAGCCACUGAACAGAAACACCAGACUUAGGAGAGACUGUAUGAAGAAGGUGAAGAAAUUCUUGGAUUUUUCCUUCUUUAAAGACAGAGGCUUUGUCAUUUACCUCAUAGGGAACAUCAUGUUUAUCUUUGGUGCCUAUGCACCCAUUGUGUUCCUAUCAGCGUAUGCUACAAGUCAAGGCGUAGAGGAGUACUCUGGAGCUUAUCUACUCUCUAUAAUGGGCUUUGUGGACAUGUUUGUUAGGCCUGGCACAGGCCUGAUUGCAAACAGUAAGUUGAUCCGGCCCAGAAUCCAGUACUUCUUCAGCUUUGCCAUGGUUUUCAAUGGGGCCUGCCACUUGCUGUGCCCACUGAUCGAGAGCUACGCCUUCCUGGUGGUCUAUGCUGUGUUUUUUGGCAUUGGUUUUGGAAUGGUUUUCGCCCUGAUAUUUGAAUGCCUGAUGGACCUGAUGGGGAGUCAACGCUUUCCCCGUGCUGUGGGACUGGUUACCAUCAUCGAGUGCUUCCCCAUGCUACUGGGACCCCCUGCUGCAGGGUUACUGGUCGACAUAUAUGGUGACUACAAAUACCUUUUCUACAUGUGUGGCUCGGUCAUCUCGACUGGCGGGCUUUUUCUCUUCAUCAUGAACAUCUACAACUAUCACAUGCUGGACAAAGAGAAGCAGAAGCAGGAGAACGCCACUGAGUUGGAGACUAAGCAGUCCCCCGAGGCAGCAAUGGGACAAACUGAGCCUGAGGCCAAAGAGAAGAAUGGAGUCCUGAGAGAUCCAGCACCUGAGAGCGCAGAAACACCAAAUUAAUGUGAAUUGAGUUUAAUUCUCUGUUCAAGUGCCAUGAAAUCCUGGCAGAAGAGGAUGCAAGGACUUGACAGAGAAAAAAAUGCCAGUCAAACAGUAAACAAUGGCAAACACUGACAAGACAAAGGAAAUGAACAUAGUUUGUGGUCACCACUAACCAGUAGUGUCAACUUUGACUGUUUUAUGCCUUUUCAGUUCAAGCUUCCCCUGGCACACUUUAUUUGCACCAUGUUUUAUUCACUCUUAGUUUUUCUGUUUUAUUUUGCUUUUAUUAAAAAAAGUAACUGGACCGCCAAAUUCAGAAUUGCAAAUUAGAGGGUUUUUUCCUGGAGCAUGCAGUCAUUUGCCUUAUGAGUCUAAAGCCAAAUGCUAACAUCAGCAUAGGCAGUAGUUCAUCUGACCUCUAUCUUCAGACACUGGGUCCGUUAUUUUCUGAUGCUUUUUUAAUUCGGAUCUGUUAUCCAAAGAAAUGUCACACACUUGAACCGUGUAAACUGCAUCCGUUGCUUUUUAUUUCUGUUCACUGCGAAAAUUCAUAGAAUGUGGUCAAUUGUUUCGUACUGAGGGCCUGUGGCUCUGUUACUGUUAAAAUCACCCUGUAUCCAUCCUUCUUACAAGAGAGCAUACAUCAUAGUUCUCUGCCACGAUGGAGAGCAACUUUUUACUUUAGUCUCUGUUAGGUGGCUGUGAGAACAAACUUAUGCCUUUGACUUGGACUAAUGCAAAAAUUUGCAUCAAAUUGAACCCUUUCUGAAAAAAAAAAAAAAAAGACGGUGGACACAAGUUUCAAGGUCAGUGUGCAAACAUGAUUGAAAUAAUGUGAUAUUGAUUUUCUUUUUUUUAAGUAUGAAAAAUUUGGACAAUAAAAAACAGACUCAGUGCGCAAAUGUAGUGUUUAAGCAGGCUAACAUUGGCUAAUUAUCAGUUAUGUAAAGUACAGCUUUGGCCUUUAGGAAUGUAGUUAGUGUCACAAGUAGUUUGCUCAAGUAUUAGCAUUUAGACCUGAUUAUGUGUUAAGGGAGGAGAUAGAAGCUUUCCACAGUUUUGGAAACCCCAAAUUCAUGCAAGAAUCAUCAUGAUUUACAGAUUGUUCUCAGUCCUGGUAUAGAUAAUCAAAACUGUCUCAUCUGCCUUUUUCCUGAAAUAGCGUCAGCAUCUGGGUCAGGGACUUCUUAUGCAUUUUGAUAUGAGUUGACUUGACAGGGAGAAACACUGAAUUAGCAUCAGUGAUCCCUUUCCAAUGAUGGUGCUUGAGGAGAAAUUAGGGACUCACCAAAGUUAAUACAUUAAUUUUGCGGAGAACAUGAGGUGAACACUUAUUCUCAUUUCUGCUUAAAUUCAGAGGGGAUUGUAACUCUGAAAACUGAACUGGGACUGCUUUGUCUUACAUCUGAGUGGGUGCCAUCCAUGAACAAGAGAAACCUCGAGUGACCUUGAAUGACUUAACAAUGGUGAUCAGUGAUGAUUUAGAUAGCAUGACACAAUACAUAAUCAACUGCCUUCCUUAAAUAAACCUCUCAGGGUCAUCUCAGAGAGUAGCUUUUUAAUGAUAUAAAAAAAUCUAGAUUUUUCUACCAACAGUGUAGUACAUAAAUUAUUUGUAGAACCUCUGUUAAAAGUAUGUUUGUCAGUAGCUAGUACAAAUCAUCAGUAUUCAUUCACUGUGGACUUUGUUGUCCUUUGAGGUUUUUCAUAGUGGUUUCACAUUCUGGAGAUGUUAAUUGAGAGAGUGAUGAAAAUCACCAGUACCUCAGUUUAGAUCAUACCUGAGAGUGUACUUUUAAUUUUAUGCUCAUGUGAAUGAUUUAGCUUAACAGAUACUGUACAUUAGUCUGUUUAACCGUUUGUUAGUGUUUAACUGACAGCAGGGUUGGGUAACUUUACUUUAGACUAGAUUUCUGCCAUAAGUUUACUGUGCGUUACUUUUGUGUUACAAAAAAUCUGCUUUUGUGACUUGUUACUGGUGUUGGUUAGACAGCACCCUACUGUAUGUGAACCUUUGAAUGUAUUUACUGUCAAAUCUAGUUUACAGCACAAAAUCAGUAGCUCUGAAGCCUAAUGGCAAAAUCAGCAGAUGUGAUAACAGCUCAUGAACAUGCUCUGACAAUGAACUUUGCAGAGGAGUACAGUAUUAGACACAGCUGUUUCAUUGAAACAGUACAACACAAGCUCUUGAGCUUCCACUUCAUUGUUUUGUCCCUUUUUUCCCCAAAAUUUCAACACAGUGGGGAUGUUUUCUAGCGUAAAUGCUGUUCUCUGUUAUCUUGCUAGUUGAAUUAACAGCUGCAUAUCUGUACUGGCACAUCAGUAGGGUUACCAUUCACCGCUACGUGCCUGGACAUCAGAGAGAAAGGGGGAAAAAACUUUGCGGAUUUUUUUUUCUGGAACAGAUGCUUUUUAUGAAAAAAGUAACUAUGUAACAAAUUACUUGAAUUGCUGAACUAACACAUUACAACAGAACGUAAUCUGUGUAUCUUUAUAGAUUAAUUUGUAAUCUCCCAACAUUCACUGAUAGUAAACUAAUCUUCUGUUCUUGCGCAUUGCAUUUCUUUGUUUACGUUAAUAUGAAAUUAGGUUACAAACAUAAAAUACUGUAAAGCUGCUGUCAGAGAGUUGUUGGUAUUCCAGGUUUAACCUGCUGCUUUACCUCCUUAAGUUAAAGAUUAUUGUUAACAAUAAACUCUGUAAUUCACAAACUGUACCUUCCGCUGUUACUGAGGGUGGAGAGCUAUCAGAUAAUACUGUUUUUAAAUUUGACUAUUUUAUCUGAAGUCUAAUUUAACAUUCUUUACUGUUUUUUUUUUUUUUUGAGAGAAUGUAAUAAUUUCAUGUUCACAUUUCAAUAUGUCAUUUGUUAUUCAAGUGAAGUUGAAUUUAUGAAACACUGUGCUAACUAAUGUGAUGCUGUUUGUAUUAGUGCAUGUUAGUGAAAAUGUGUUUGUAUUAAAAUUUUCAUGGG